AAUAGAUAUCAAUGUCAAAAACCAAAAAUUCAAAAUCCCAAACUUUCAAUUUUUAAAAUAUUUUUUUAGUAUCAUUAAUCAAUCUCAAUGCUAUUUAUUAAUUUACAAUUUUAUUCGUGCUCGUGGUGCUCGUGCGUUGCGUUGUGUUUAAUUUUAACUUGUAAAAUAAUGUUUUAGUAAAUUAAAUCACUGCAAAUGUUUAAAAACAUUGAAACAACUGCGAUAUUUGCCAUAACGAAAACAUUCACUUGUAAAUAAACAAUGCAGAAUUCAGUUGAAUGUGUUGAAAAUCGAGUUGAAACUCAACCAAAAGUGAAACUUCUUCGCUGUGUGGAAUGGCUGCAAAACCAGAAUGAAUUGAAGAAAGCUCCAAACGGGAGUAAGGAGUUUGAUAUUGAUUCCAAUGCGUCGCGCAAAGAGUUCUUAUUGUCUGGCGGAGAUGAUACGACGGUGCCUUCUGGGGUUGAUGAACUAGUUAUUCAACCCAAGUUUGUGCCAGUAAGACAUUUACGCACAAAAGAUCUGGAAAUGCAAUGCGAGUGGCAGUCCUGCUUCAGUUGUUUCUCAGACUAUGAACAGUUUCAAGAGCAUGUCCGUAGUCACCAGUCUCAACUACAUGUCAUACAAACUGAAGAAAAUGUGGACUAUGUCUGUCUAUGGGAUGUAUGUGGUCACAGAACAUCAGACUUCUCAGAAAUGAUACGCCAUAUAAACUACCACGCUUACCAUGCGCGCCUUUUAGCAAUUGGCUUAAAUGGUAGAGCUACCUUGAAGUUGGAACAAUGCAGGAAGGACUCCAGCAAGAGAAACCAGCUGCCUCCAUUGAAGCAUAAACACAGUUGCAUGUGGGUGGAGUGCUCACAGAGUUACAACUCUAUACAGUCGCUCUUCGACCAUGUGAAGCACCACAUAUCAUACUCAGAGCGGCACUUGUGCUCGUGGGCGGGCUGCGGCGCCGUGUUCCCGCGCCGGCCGCUGCUGACCAUGCACGUGCGCUCGCACACCCGCGAGCGAGUGAUAGCAUGCUACCACUGCGGGCAGCACUUUGCCUGCAACAGGAAGCUGAGCGACCACCUCAUAAGGCAGAAUGUCGAUCCCUCAACGGGUAUACCAUGCAGCAUGUGCGGCGUACUCUUCGCAUCGGAGUACCUGAAGCGCGAACACGAGCGUCAACACAUCUCCGCGUACGCGUGCGCCAUGUGCGACAUGUCGGCGCCGUCGCCCGCCGCGCUCGCGUACCACAUGCGGUACAGGCACCUCUCCUCCAGCGGCACACGGACACACGCCUGUCCGCACUGCUCCUACAAGGCUGUUACAAAAAGUGAUCUCCGAAAACACAUUCCAAUCCACAAAAAGAAGAAAAGGAAAGCCAAAGACAUUGAGGUGAUCUCUGAUAGUGACAGUUCAGAGGAAGAAGUUAGGAAGAAGAAAGUGCUGAAGAAAUACGCUUGCCACAUGUGUCCGGAAAAAGAAGUGAAAGUUUUCUCAAGGGGUACACGGCUGACCACACACUUGGUCAAAGUGCACGGAGCGCAGUGGUCAUUCGGUCAUAGUAGAUUUAGGUAUCAAAUAAGCGAUGACGGCAUGUACAGAUUGACAACAACCAGAUUUGAAUACGAAGAUAUUUCCAAAAAUAUUUUAGAUGACUAUAGUCGGCCGAAAGAAUCUUUGAACAAAACGUUAGAAUUUGAAGUCAUUGAAAUAGCUGAUGCCACUAAAACAACGCCGAAACAAUUCGAAAUAUCUCUUAAGAAUAAUGACAUAAAGGAAGAAGGACAAGCAGGUGGAGAAAACGUGAAAAAAGAGAACAGAGAUGAAAUAGAUCAAAAUAGAGCAGUGGAAAUUACUAUGUGUGACGUAGAUCAUGAUGGAAAUAUUAUUAAUACGAAAAUUAUACAAUCGUAUCCAUUGCAAUUAUAAAUAUAUUAUUAGUAUAAGUAUUUUUAGAAAUCAAAUAAAUAUUUUUACAGAAUAAA
Bicyclus anynana (squinting bush brown) is the source of this 1976-nucleotide messenger RNA. RefSeq names its product histone H4 transcription factor (gene Hinfp). The record is from RefSeq and is a predicted model, not a curated record. Gene Ontology annotation, molecular function: DNA-binding transcription factor activity, RNA polymerase II-specific; RNA polymerase II transcription regulatory region sequence-specific DNA binding. Gene Ontology annotation, biological process: regulation of transcription by RNA polymerase II. The coding region runs from base 262 to 1920 and encodes 552 amino acids. Gene Ontology annotation, cellular component: nucleus. The transcript is spliced from 7 exons. Lineage: Eukaryota; Metazoa; Arthropoda; Insecta; Lepidoptera; Nymphalidae.